AGACGCAGCUGUGGAGGAGGUUAAUGACAGUUACGAGUACUUCCUCGAGCUCGCUUAUGCCAAGGAGGUGGAGGCUGACGCGUACCUGCAGGAUGAGGAUGGCCUAGAGGACGGGCCCCUAGAAGAGGAGAUAGACAGGACGGAAGUUUUUACAGAAGAGCCGAGCAUCAUCUACACCGCCCAGUGCCUUUUCCCUCGCACCGGCUGGUCAAAUGUAUACAGGGGAAGCGGCGUGUCCUGCGUGGUGGAGGGCCUGUGUCCGGGGCAGGAGGUCACCGUCAGAGUCAGGGCGUCCGAGGAAGGUAGCGUCUCGCCCUGGUCGACGAUCACGCUCAAGACGAAGAACGUCCCCGGAAGCGGCCACGACCUGGUGGAGGCGGUGAGGGAGAACAGUGCCACGCUCGUCCGAGAAGCCCUGGCCGAGCUCACGAAAUUCUCACAGCUGGAGCGGAUGGACCACGUGGUCGAGGAGGGACACACAGCCCUGGUCGCGGCGGUGAUGGCGGGAUCACGUGACGGCCUCGCGGUACUGCUGGAGCGGCGAGCAGGGGUGGCCGCGCCCACGCCCGGCCCACACCUCACGCCCCUCAUGCUGGCUGCCUGGCUGGGCCACGCCGAGCUAGCGCGAAGGCUGCGCGCUGCAGGGGCUUCCUGGAAUACGGUAGACAGGAGUGGCAUGACGGCGCUGCAUUACGGCGUAGCAGGGCGGCAGCUGGAGCUGGUGACGGCGGCGUUGCAAGAUGGUGCCAGCCCCACGAUGCCGGCCGGACCGCACUCCGUCCUCACGCUCGUCGUCAUCGCCAGCUACGCCGCCGCGCCCUCUCCCAGGAGGACGGGGGCGGCCGGAACGCAGCUCGUAACGGAGCAAUGUUCCCGGGUGAUGGAGUUCCUGGUGAGGGCCGGCGCUCAGGUGAACCAGCGGGGGGCGGGGGGCAACGCGGCACUCCAUGUGGCCCUCACCCUAGGCCAAGCCAGGCUGGCCCGAAAACUAGUGGAAUUGGGCGCCGACUCCCAACUCGUGAACGGCCGGGGUUACUCGCCCUCUCACCUGGCCAAGUUGUCAGGCCAUUCCCUUGACACAAGUACUCCCAGAGAUGAAGACCGGCCUCCAAUGGGCGAAUUGGAAGCCCUCACCCACUUAAUGGAUGACAUCUCAUCCGCGUGAUGCUGUUUCAUCCACUUAUAUCGCUGCAAUCCAUCUUCCUCUGCCAUAUUGGAUAGGUUAGACUCGACUUGUCCGAAUCUGUUGAUUUAUUGUAUCAAAUCGGUUUAUAUUCAACUGUAAGGUAAUAAUAUAUUUUUAAAAUGUCGAUAUCUGAUUAACAUUUAAACUCAAAAUAAGAUGUUUUAAUCUCUAAUGUUCGUUGUAAUAGGCCUGUUAGCAUCGUUUAUUGUCGUUUAAAAAGUGUUAUUUACAGAAUGAAUAUUGAUAGUUACCAGAUUUCAUCAGUUUAUAAAUGUUAUCACUUUUGAAUCUCGCUCAUUGUUAAACUUUAUUAAAAAGAUCUAAAGCC
Molecule: messenger RNA, 1514 nt
Organism: Penaeus vannamei (Pacific white shrimp)
Lineage: Eukaryota; Metazoa; Arthropoda; Malacostraca; Decapoda; Penaeidae
Source: RefSeq, a predicted model, not a curated record